Messenger RNA from Punica granatum (pomegranate), 2118 nucleotides. The record is from RefSeq and is a predicted model, not a curated record. Lineage: Eukaryota; Viridiplantae; Streptophyta; Magnoliopsida; Myrtales; Lythraceae.
CAAAGUAGAUAGAAGAGACAGAGCAGAAAGGAGAAUGUGUUUCAUCUGGGUUUCAUUACUUAUGCAAAGCUGAAUUUGAUGUUGUCUUCAGUCUUCACUUCUCUCGAUGACUUGAAAGUUCCUUUUUCUGAAUUGUGAUCACGAAACAACUCGUAGAUUUACGUUUGUGACUUUUAGAACCAAAAGGAGGAGUUUGCUGUGAGAUAUGGAAUUUUGGCAGCAGGAUUAUUUCCCCGUCUUCCUUGUAUAGGUUCACUGACUAGCCUGUAUCGAAUUUAUCAAGGGGAACUGUGUUAUAUUUUUCAUGGGUUCUGUUUCCGAAGAACCACUGCAGCAUCAACUCAACAAGCCACCAGGAAUCCGAUUCGUGGAGUACAUAAGGGCAGCCCCUCUCUCCUUCCGAACCUACCAAUCUGUUGUAUUGAUCCUAACAUUCUUGGCUUACUCGAGCUACCAUGCCGCUCGUAAGAUUACGAGCGUGGUCAAAAGUACACUCGAUCCAGACUCAGAAGUGGGCCAACGGUUCUCCGUGUGGACCAGGCCAUCUCGAACCGCCCCAUUUUCUCGGGUACUCGCGAGUGGUUGGGCCCCAUUUGACGGAUCAGACGGGGCCUCAUUGCUUGGUGACCUCGACGUGGCUUUUCUCUUGGUGUACUCCAUUGGAAUGUACUGCUCGGGGCAAUUGGGAGACAGAUUGAAUCUGAGGAUAUUUCUAACGGUUGGAAUGGCUGGGACUGGUUUAUUUACUUCCCUCUUCGGGGUCGCUUAUUGGGCGAACAUCCAUGUAUAUGUUUACUUCCUCGCAGUUCAGAUGCUCGCGGGUCUGUUCCAAUCAACGGGAUGGCCUUCGGUCGUGGCAGUUGUUGGAAACUGGUUCGGUAAAAGUAAGAGAGGGCUCAUUAUGGGGAUAUGGAAUGCUCACACUUCUGUAGGGAACAUCACGGGAUCUCUCAUUGGUUCUGCUAUGUUGAGUUACGGAUGGGGCUGGUCCUUCGUGGUCCCUGGUCUGCUUAUUGCAUUUCUCGGUUUAGUGGUUCUGCUGCUUCUUCCAGUUAGUCCUGAAUCUGUUGGAGCUGAUAGGGAUGAAGAUGACUUGAGUUCUCUGAAGAAGAGCACGGAUGAAGUGACGGAAACCCUACUAGCUUCGGGUUCUGAGGUUAAGCAGCAAGCCGUGGGGUUCAUAGAAGCGUGGAAGAUUCCAGGAGUCGCGCCCUUUGCACUCUGCCUCUUUUUCUCGAAAUUGGUGGCUUACACAUUCCUCUAUUGGCUCCCAUUCUACAUUAGCCAGACAGCUAUAGAUGGACAGUAUCUGUCGAGUGAGGCUGCUGGAAACCUGUCCACGUUAUUUGAUGUCGGAGGAGUCAUAGGAGGGAUCCUAGCAGGCCACAUAUCCGAUAAGCUAGAUGCUCGGGCAAUCACAGCUGCUACUUUCAUGUACUGUGCGAUCCCUGCCCUAUUCUUCUACCGUUCUUACGGCUACAUCUCCCUGCCCAUAAACAUCGUGUUGAUGUUCAUCACGGGCAUGUUUGUGAAUGGGCCCUACGCCCUGAUCACGACAGCUGUCUCGGCCGACCUGGGGACACACAGCUCACUGAAGGGGAGCUCUCGAGCACUCGCGACGGUCACGGCUAUCAUAGAUGGCACGGGAUCAGUGGGGGCUGCAAUCGGGCCCUUCCUGACGGGCUAUAUAUCGGAGGAUAGCUGGAGCGCAGUUUUCACCAUGCUGAUGGCAGCGGCUCUGGUGGCGGGCCUGCUGCUGACCAGGCUGGUUGUGGCUGAGGUGGCCGCUAAGAUCGAGGAGUCUAGGGCCCGUGGAGCAUCAAGAUUGAUAGUUGAGGUUUGAUGGAGGUGCCCCUGAAGAUUGGAGGCCCGACUAUAUAUAUAUAUAUACCCGAAGGUCUCCCUCCCUGCUUUGCGUACCCAAAGUGGGACUGAAGGAUUACAAUAUGCAAACAAAUUAAUAUGAAUGUUAUAUUCGAGGCCAGUGAUUAGGCGGAUAUGGGAGGGCAUUGGAUUCUUUCCCAUUGUAUUUUUUGUUUUGUAUAAUAUUUGUCUGUUCCAAUUUAAUUUGAUGUCUAUAAUAUAUAUACAUAUAUAUAUGGAGCACAAGAUUGAAGA